CAUUCUUUCAUAUCUAUAUUCAUCAUCAUCAUCAUCAUCACUCUCCCAUUUUGUGUUUUUGAUUAGAUUAUUUUCAUUUAGCACAGAAAAAGAUUAGUUUUUUGUUUUUAAGUGUUUUUGAAAAUGUUGGCAAUAUUUGAUAAGGAAUUGGUUCAUCCACCACAAGAGCUAAAUAGCCCUAAUGUGGAUUCAAGAAAGGCAAAGUUUCCUCAAGAAAUUCUUAACCAUUUCUCAUCUUCUUCUGAUAAUGACAAAGCUUUCUCUGUUGGGUUUGGAAACUCUGCUCUUAUGGCUUUUGUUCCACAAGAAAUGUCUUUCUCUCUUCAUCAAAGGUUGUUCUGUGGUUUGGAUGACAUAUAUUGCACUUUCAUGGGAAGCUUACACAACUUAUGCAGUCUCAUUAAGCAAUAUGGUCUCUCAAAGGGUAGUAAUGAGGCAAUGCUAGUGAUUGAGGCUUAUAGAACCCUAAGAGACAGGUCACCAUAUCCAGCUCAUCAAGUUCUUAAUGACCUUGAAGGAAGCUUUGCUUUUGUUGUAUAUGAUAGCAAGGUUGGAUCUGUGUUUGCAGCAUUGGGUACUAAUGAAGGAGUGAAUCUAUAUUGGGGUAUUGCAGCAGAUGGAUCAGUUGUGAUUUCUGAAAAUUUGGAGCUUAUUAAAGCUAGUUGUGCUAAAUCAUAUGCUCCAUUCCCUAGAGGGUGUAUGUUUCACAGUAAACAUGGUUUGACAAGCUUUGAGCACCCAACAAAGAAGAUGAAAGCAUUGCCUAGAAUUGAUAGUGAAGGAGUCAUGUGUGGGGCCAAUUUCAAGGUUGAUUCUCAAUCAAGGGUUCAGGCUAUGCCACGUGUCGGCAGUGAAGCCAAUUGGGCUACUUGGGGUUCACAAGCUUAGAUACUCUUACUACUACUAAUCAAGAAGGAAAAAAUAUAAAUAACCUCAUUGAUUUGUUUUUUCACUUUCUUUAUCUGUUUUUGUUAAUGCAUAGAAGGUUUUGAGCUAUUUUUUUUAUUAUAAACACAAAAAAAGCUUCAAUCCCUUCUAUGUAUUUUUUUUUUCUUUUAAUUUUAUUUCUUCUUCUUUUGUUUCUUUUAACUUGUUGUAUAAAUUCCAUUAUCCAUCAUGAAUGAAAGAAUGGCUUUGUCUUA
Molecule: messenger RNA, 1142 nt
Organism: Cannabis sativa
Lineage: Eukaryota; Viridiplantae; Streptophyta; Magnoliopsida; Rosales; Cannabaceae
Product: stem-specific protein TSJT1
Exons: 4
Coding region: 124-888 (254 amino acids)
Source: RefSeq, a predicted model, not a curated record